This is a messenger RNA of Dromiciops gliroides (monito del monte), 2925 nucleotides long. Its product is annotated as zinc finger protein 883-like. NCBI's taxonomy places the organism in Eukaryota, Metazoa, Chordata, Mammalia, Microbiotheria, Microbiotheriidae. Gene Ontology annotation, biological process: regulation of transcription by RNA polymerase II. The record is from RefSeq and is a predicted model, not a curated record. Gene Ontology annotation, molecular function: DNA-binding transcription factor activity, RNA polymerase II-specific; RNA polymerase II cis-regulatory region sequence-specific DNA binding. The transcript is spliced from 5 exons. The coding region runs from base 146 to 2233 and encodes 695 amino acids.
CCUCAGGGGCUGGAUCGGGAGGUGCUCUUGGGACUAGGAAGAGCCUUCCUGAGUGGGCUGAUGGGAAGCCAGAAGUCUUUGAGCUGAGAUCCCUCUGCCUUCCACAUGCCCCCUCUGUGCUUGCAGAUCCCAGGAUUGAGAGAGAAUGGCUCCUGGGAGCAGCAGAUCCCCAGCCGAGGAGUCAGUGACAUUCAAGGAUGUGGCUGUGGACUUCACCCAGGAGGAGUGGGGGCUCUUGGACCCCCCUCAGAAGGAGCUGUACAAGGAGGUCAUGCUGGAGAAUGCCUGGAACCUGCUCUCCCUGGGGCUUCCCGUUCCCAGAGAAGAUGUGAUCUCUUAUUUUGAGCAAAGGGAAGCACCGUGGAUGCUGGAGCAAGAAGGCCUGAGGUGCUGCUGUGCAGGAGAGAUCAGACUUGAAAUGAAAGAGAUUCCUGCAGAGAUAGGUCUUUCUGUGAAAGAAACUCACCAGCAAAGAUGCAUAAAUAUUGAUCUCUCUCACUUUGACAGGAGAGAAAUCUGUGCUGUAACACAUCAGAGAAUUCACACUGGGGAGAAACCUCUUGAUUGUAAUCAAUGUGGAAAGACUUUCACAUCCAAUUCAACUCUUCUUAACCAUCAGAGAAUACACACUGGAGAAAAACCUCUUGAAUGUAAUCAAUGUGGAAAGACUUUUACAUCCAGGUCAACUCUUCUUAGCCAUCAGAGGAUCCACACUGGAGAAAAACCUUUUGAAUGUAAUCAGUGUGGAAAGACUUUCACAUGGAGGUCAAAUCUUGUUAACCAUCAGAGAAUCCACACUGGAGAGAAACCUUUUGAAUGUAAUCAAUGUGGAAAGACUUUCACAUGGAGGUCCCAUGUUGUUCACCAUCAGAGAAUCCACACUGGAGAGAAACCUUUUGAAUGUAAUCAAUGUGGAGAGACUUUCACAUGGAGGUCAAAUCUUGUUAAACAUCAGAGAGUCCACACUGGAGAGAAACCUUUUGAAUGUAAUCAAUGUGGAAAGACUUUCCCAUGGAGGUCACGUCUUAUUAACCAUCAGAGAAUCCACACUGGAGAGAAACCUUUUGAAUGUAAUCAAUGUGGAGAGACUUUCACAUGGAGGUCAGAUCUUGUUAAACAUCAGAGAAUCCACACUGGAGAGAAACCUUUUGAAUGUAAUCAAUGUGGAGAGACUUUCACAUGGAGCUCAAAUCUUGUUAUACAUCAGAGAACUCACACUGGAGAGAAACCUUUUGAAUGUAAUCAAUGUGGAAAGACUUUCACAUGGAGGUCAAAUCUUAUUAUCCAUCAGAGAGUCCACACUGGAGAGAAACCUUUUGAAUGCAAUCAAUGUGGAAAGACUUUCCCAUGGAAGUCAAAUCUUGUUAACCAUCAGAGAAUCCACAGUGGAGAGAAACCUUUUGAAUGUAAUCACUGUGGAAGGACUUUCACAUGGAGGUCAAAUCUUGUUAAACAUCAGAGAAUCCACAGUGGAGAGAAACCUUUUGAAUGUAAUCAAUGUGGAAAGACUUUCCCAUGGAGAUCAGAUCUUGUUAUCCAUCAGAGAAUCCACACUGGAGAGAAACCUUUUGAAUGUAAUCAAUGUGGAGAGACUUUCACAUUGAGGUCACAUCUUGUUAUCCAUCAGAGAAUCCACACUGGAGAGAAACCUUUUGAAUGUAAUCAAUGUGGAAAGACUUUCAUAUCGAGGUCACAUCUUGUUAUCCAUCAGAGAACACACACUAAAGAGAAACCUUUUGAAUGUAAUCAGUGUGGAAAGACUUUCACAAGGAGGUCACGUCUUGUUAACCAUCAGAGAAUCCACACUGGAGAGAAACUUUUUGAAUGUAAUCAAUGUGGAAAGCCUUUCACAUCCAGGUCAAUUCUUCUUAACCAUCAGAGAAUCCACACUGGAGAGAAACCUUUUGAAUGUAAUCAAUGUGGAAAGACUUUCACAUGGAGAUCAAAUCUUGUUAAACAUCAGAGAAUUCACACUGGAGAGAAACCUUUUGAAUGUAAUCAAUGUGGAAAGACUUUCCCAUGGAGGUCACGUCUUAUUAACCAUCAGAGAAUCCACAAUGGAGAGAAACCUUUUGGAUGUAAUCAAUGUAGAAAGAGUUUCCCAUUGAGAUCAGUUCUUGUUACUCAUCAGAGAUUCCACACUGGAGAGAAACCUUAUAAAUGUAGUCACUGUGGUAAAGCCUUCAUUGUAAAGUCAGCCCUUGUUUCUCAUCAGAGAAUUCAUAGGAAAUAGGAGUCUUAUAUAACUGACAUCAAUGAGUCAUGGUCUUGAAAUGGAGUACAGAGCUUCUUUGACCACACAAAAUUCACUCUGGUUCUAAGACAUCUAUGAACUCAGUGUGAGAAGCCUUUCAGUCAGAGAUCAUCUCUUAUAUACUCAUUAGAGGAUUCACACUACAAAGAAGCCUUAUUCAUGUGCUCAUCUGGGAUAUGCUUUUUUCUGGAACAUUGAGAUUUCUGGUAAAGGUCGAGUUUUUUGCCUGAUUGUAAAGGAAAGUUGAAAUAAAAGAAAAUAAUGCAUGCCAACACUCCCGUUUACAAAAAAAAUAAACAAAAAAGGAGACAGUAGGGUCAUGAACUGCAGGAUUGUGUGAAAGAAGACAUCUGGAUGUUCUCAGAAAUAGAAUGUCUUCAGAAUGAGGAAAAGGAUUUGAGUCAGUAUUAUGUCAACUGGGGAACAAUGUUUGGUGAAGGGAAGACAGCAUGAUUUGACCAAGGGUAUAAAAAUUGAGGUAAUUUGGGGGAAUUUUGUGGUCUCCCACAGGCCACUUGUAUAUAUGGCCUACAAUACAUGUAUGUAUCAGCCUACAUUAAGGCUAAGAGUCUCGGGGGCAGCUAGAUGGUGCAGUGAUAGAGCACUGGCCCUGGAUUCAGGAGUACCUGAGUUCAAAUCCAGCCUCAGACACUUGACACUAGCUGUGUGAC